CUGUGGCUGAAACAGCCGCCACAACACAUAGUGGGAACGGUAGCCGGCGUCAGAGCGCGGUACUCGAAACGUCCUCUCAGAGCCCACUGCACGCGAGCUCACCGCCACCCCGAAGUCCAAUCGCGCGCACACUCGACGCAUCGCACGCGCAACACCGUCAGUCUACCAUCUCGCAUCACAGCACGAGCACUGACACGGGCACGAGUGAUGAACAUAUGGGCUCCACGGCGCUGCAUGAAGACUCGGGUGAUGAGAGUGAUCCGGAGGAUUCCGAGACUCCUUGGUCGUGCGUCGUGUCUGUUCAGCGCAUAGGGUCAUCGCCCCUCGGGCGCUCUGGCUCUGCUACGACAUCGACGUCCGGCUCUGGCUCGCGUGACCCCCACUCUCACUCGCAUCACCGCCGCGAUAAGGAGCCAGGGGUGCGCAUAAAGGUGGCUACGCUCUCGCCUUCGCCGCAUCAUCCCAAGGUUGUGGCACUGCUGAAGAUGCCGUUCCCGCUGCCAGAUAUAGAGGUAGAGAAGUUGGUCGUGCAUAAACGGGUGAUUACUUCGCACGGCGUGAACCGUAUGGUGCCGGUCUCAGGGGAGCUGGUGUUGACUGCUGAGGAGAUAAAAGAUUCGAUUUCGUCUACUGCCUUGUGGCUGAUUGUGCGGGAAGGCUUUGGUGGCGUCGGGAAAGUUAGCAGGAAAGGUGAUGGCUGGAGGAUACGAGCGUGAACUUGGGCGUGCCCAAAGUUUGACGAAACUUCGUGUCUCUAGUCUAAUCCCCCUGCUGAAUCAUGCUCUCCUGCUCUGCGGUCGCUUUCGUCGCAAGUUACGUGUCAACCAUUCGGGUUAGGUGUACAUCGUCUUCAUUCCCCUUUUCCUUCAGCAUUGUCCCGUGCAUAUAUCCGCACAUAGCAUGCAAUCCAACAGUACUAGUGCUUUUUGGCUUACUCACGCGUUUACUACUAAUCUAGCUGCUAGUUAGUGCCAUCUAUUUAUUCCAUCUGUCUCCUCUUUCACACUCAUCUCAUCAGUUGUUCAUACCUUCCAUUCUUUUUCUCGCCUUUAUCUUCGUCGGUCGUUUAGGAGACCCAUCGGUCUACAUGAGAACCAGUAAUUUGUAUUACACACUACAUCCCAACAAGAAAUUCUCCAUUGUAACCAA
Messenger RNA from Serpula lacrymans var. lacrymans S7.9, 1149 nucleotides. RefSeq lists its product as uncharacterized. The record is from RefSeq and is a predicted model, not a curated record. Lineage: Eukaryota; Fungi; Basidiomycota; Agaricomycetes; Boletales; Serpulaceae. The transcript has a single exon. The coding region runs from base 216 to 716 and encodes 166 amino acids.